CCAAGGUGUGUGCGCACGCACGCGUAAGCGUGUGUUGAGAGAGCGCGAAAGAGCUGAUGAGACUUUAUUCACAUCAAAUCUGUUGUAGUUUUUAAUCCUCACACUAUUCUGGAAGCAAUAUCGGGAUGAGGAUUUAUUUUCUCACUGGUCGCUUGACAGAAACAGAAAAGUAGCUCUGCGUUUCGGUGCAGAAUGAAGCGUUCCGAAUGGGGACCAGACCCCGUGCCGCGGACAUUGUGGAUGGCACUUUAUCCACGAUUUAUCGCCUGAAAAACAGAUGGAGAGUCAAUUUGACCACACGAACGUGGAAGAUGACUUGUGCGUUUUCUCUGUGUAUCCUCGUAUAUGUUUUGGAUUUAGCUGUUGGCUAUUUAACUGUCACUCUUGAGCCUCUCCCUCCCGUUGUCAUUGGAGACACAGUAACGCUCAAGUGCAAUUUCAUGACAAAUGGCAACCUGCGAGAGAUUGUGUGGUUUCGGGUGACAGAGGGUGGCAGUGCCAAGCAGAAGAUCUUCACCUAUGAUGCCAUGACCAACACCAACUUCUCCCAUAUGGAGGACUUCCGCAGACGAGAAGACUUGGUCUACCAAUCAACUGUCCGGCUCCCUGAGGUCCAGAUGGAUGAUGAUGGGCCUUAUGAGUGCCACGUGGGGAUCUACGACAAGGCCUCUAGAGACAGGGUGGUCUUAGCCUCUGGCAGCAUCGUGCUCACUGUCAUGGUUCCUCCUAAGUCCAUUUCUGUAGUGGCAGCAGACUGCUCGGCUCCCUUCAGUCGCUAUGACACCCAGAACUUCACUCUAGUCUGCAUCGUCAUGGGAGGAAAGCCAGCCCCUAUGGUGUACUUCAAGCGUGACGGCGAGCUGAUCGAGGUGGACCCCUCUAUUAUGGAGGGUGGCGGGGGAAAAUCCCAGGGCAGGGGCCAGGCAGGGCUACGGAUCUCUAGGCCCCCGAUCAGUAGAGACCUGGAUGACACCAAGCUGAAGAAGUCCCUCUCCCUGCUUGACCAGGGGAAGCCACCCCGUCUGGACCAUGACACCCCUGGGAAAGGAGGGAUGGGGAAGAUGGUAGGGGCCGGGAGGGAGCCAGGAAGUCUGGAGGGGUCUGAACCCAGCCCCACCACCCCGGAGGUGAUCCCAGAGACAGUGGUAAGCCGGGAGUUCCCUCGCUGGAUGCAGAGCACUGACCCGCUCUACUACUUCCAGCACCGGCGGCAGGUGUCCAGUGACGGCACCAUGGAGGUCAGAGCCAUGCUCACCUGGAGCCUCAACCCCCAGCUGGACAACGACGCCCUCUACAGCUGCGAGGUCAAGCACCCAGCUCUGUCCAUGCCCAUGCAGGCUGAGGUCACUCUGUCUGCUCCCAGGGGCCCCAAACUGUCCAUGACGCCUGGUAAGGCUAAAGUAGGAGACACUGUCCGCAUUACAGUUCAGGGCCUCCAGAUCUCAUCCACUGGGAACAUGGUGUUCCCCGAGCCAUUGUUCACCUGGACCAGAGUGGGAGGUCCUCUGCUGGACGGGAGAGAGGAUCAUAUUGGGAGGGAGCUGGUGCUGGAGCGAGUACCGGCCAAGCUCAACGGCUCCAUGUUUCGGUGCACUGCCCAGAACCCUCUGGGCUCCACAGACACAUACACACGGCUUAUCGUGUUUGAGAACCCCAGACUUAAGAAGGGGAGACACAAUUUUGUUGUAGAUGCAGCCUAUUGCAAUGAGGGACUGGGGCUGACCACCAUGGUGUUAAUGUUAACCCUGACAUGGGAGAUGACGUGAGCAGCAAAAUGGACCCAUGACCUUAUUCAGUCACUCUAAUCUCUCCAGUCUCUUCCUCGUCACUCACUUCCCCAUCUUCUGGAGUUCCAGCCACUGGACCUGAAGAAGCACUGUUCACUUUUCAUAAAAGCAACGUCUGAUAAUAAAAACAUUGUCAGAAAUAUGAGAGAUAAGAACUACAUGCAUUCUAACUCUCUUCGUGUUUGUUGUCACUCUGCCUGUCUAACUGCAUGUUCCCUUUUCGUCUUGUCAACAUCCUACGAUCAACUAUCACAGUGGCUAUGUUUUAUGUUUGACCCCAAUGUGUGUUAGAGGUCUUUUUAACCGAGUUGGUGUGGGCUGGCCCACAUUAGAUACUUUUCCCCAUCUUCCUGUUAUUUGAAGGCCAGAACACAUAAAAUGUGACACGCUUUUCCCCAUCUUCCUGUUAUUUGAAGGCCAGAACACAUACAAUGUGACACGCUUUUCCCCAUCUUCCUGUUAUUUGAAGGCCAGAACACAUACAAUGUGACACGCUUUUCCCCAUCUUCCUGUUAUUUGAAGGCCAGAACACAUACAAUGUGACACGCUUUUCCCCAUCUUCCUGUUAUUUGAAGGCCAGAACACAUACAAUGUGACACGCUUUUCCCCAUCUUCCUGUUAUUUGAAGGCCAGAACACAUACAAUGUGACACGCUUUUCCCCAUCUUCCUGUUAUUUGAAGGCCAGAACACAUACAAUGUGACAUGCUUUUCCCCAUCUUCCUGUUAUUUGAAGGCCAGAACACAUACAAUGUGACAUGUUUUUCCCCAUCUUCCUGUUAUUUGAAGGCCAGAACACAUACAAUGUGACAUGUUUUUGAAAUAUCUUGGUCAGCCAGACCUUGAUUGAAAUAAAUGUUUGGUCGGAAAAAUAAUAAUUGAAUUAGGUAAAGAGCUGUAUAUUUUAGGCCAUUGGCUAAAAUGCUUGCACUUCUUUAAGGAAAAUGUAUGGUCUGUGGUAGGCCUACUGGCCCUACUUUAAUGCACAGCCUAGUUUCUUUUACCAAUGAGAAAUCUUAGUCACGGAGCCAAUGUGACAUUGAUUCAAUGGUUGGAAAGAUGGGGAGAGGUCUGUCUGUGAUAAAGAUAUGUUUUGCUUUGUUGACACCACACACCACAAAGCAAGGCCUGCAGGCUUUAUUUUUUAUUUUUUUAUUAUGUUGAUUAUUGCCCCGUCGUGUGGUCAGGUGCUGCAAAGAAGGACCUAGAACAACUGCAGCUGGCCCAGAUCAGAGCGGCAUGUCUUACUCUUCACUGUAAUCAGAGGGCUAAUAUCAAUACUAUGCAUGCCAGUCUCUCUUGGCUAAAAGUAGAGGAGACACUGACUGCAUCACUUCUUUUUAUAAGAAAUAAUGUGUUGUAAAUUCCAAAAUGUUUGCACAGUAAACUUACACACACUUACCCCACUAUAAAUGCCACCAGGGCUCUUUUCACAGUCCCCAAACAAAUUUAAGAAAACAUACAGUAUUAAAUAGAGCCUAGAUUGCAUGGAACUCCUAUCUCAGAUGGAUCAAAUGAACAGCGAACCUGGUUUAAAAAAACAGAUAAAGUAUCACUUCACGGCACAAUGCCUCUGCUAUUUGACCUAGAUAUUUUGUGUGUAUGUACUGAUAUGUAAGCUAUGUGUGAUGUUUUUCAUUUACGUAGUUCUGUCUUUAAGCUGUUAUUGUCUAUAAAUGUUCUGUAUUAUCAAGUUUUGUGUGGACCACAGGAAGAGUAGCUGCUACUUUAGCAACAGUUAUUUGGGAUCUUAAUAAAAUACCAAUA
Messenger RNA from Oncorhynchus keta (chum salmon), 3552 nucleotides. Its product is annotated as immunoglobulin superfamily member 21-like. The transcript has 10 exons. The record is from RefSeq and is a predicted model, not a curated record. Lineage: Eukaryota; Metazoa; Chordata; Actinopteri; Salmoniformes; Salmonidae. Gene Ontology annotation, biological process: heterophilic cell-cell adhesion; homophilic cell-cell adhesion. Gene Ontology annotation, cellular component: adherens junction. Bases 207 to 1766 code for a protein of 519 amino acids.